CGCUGCCCAUCCUGUCAGGCUCCAUUUGCCGGGGCGUCACUGCGCGCAUGCGCAGUGUGACCCGCAUGACGUCACGGGGAGAGGUGAGGACGAGGAGACGAGAGGAGUGGGCCCAGAAAGAAAAAAAGAGCGUGCUUCUUGAACCCGGGCGCGUUGCGAACCGCCGAGGAUGAGCACGGCGCAGCUGAACGGCCACCCUGGGGGGGCCGACGAUGAUGACGCGGUGGCCGGGGAGGGCGAGGGACACCGUGAGAUGGCCGUAGACUGCCCUGCGGAGUUGGGGCCGCGCACCCACGCGGUGCAGCAGAGCUUCCGCUCGCUGCAGCUGGAGCGCAUCAAGCAGCAGCAGGACGACAUGCGCCGUCGGCGUGAGGAAGAGGAGCGGAAGCUGCGGGAAUUGGACAUCAAUGCCUCGAUCCGUUUAAAGCAUCUGGCACAAGUUCCGCCCAAGAUCGGCAUCGACAACCCCAACUUCGACCAGGAGGAGGAAGGCGUUGUCCUCUCCACCUCUGCUGGUUGGAAUGCGGCUCACAUCCUAGAUUUGGACGAGCUGCAGACGUCGGUGCAGCUGAUGCAGAACCUCUUGAAGGACAACCAAAGUGCGCAGGACCUGGACGUGCUCAGCCAGCUGCUGCAGUCGGCCGACUUCCGCAAAGCGCUGAGCAUCCACAACGCGGUGGCCUUCUACAUGAAGCGGCCCAGCCCGCCCUUCCCCCGCUGUGGAAACGCCCAGCAGAUCGCCCAAGACGUCAGAAAUCACCUGAACACAUCCCAUCAGAAGGAGGGACAUGAGCUGCGGUCCUUGCUGGGAGGAAGUGACUUCCAGGCCAUGCUGUUUGUGCACGACGCAGUGGCCCAGCGGGAGAUGUCCACCGAGGCGACGCUGGCGGGCGAGUGGACAAAGCGGCUGUCCCAGCACGGGGAGGAGACGGUGCGCGUGGUGCGCAUAGACAAGGCGCGCGACGUGCCGCUGGGGGCGACGGUGCGGAACGACGGGGAGUCCGUGGUGAUCAGCCGUGUGGUGCGCGGGGGCGCAGCAGAGAAGAGCGGCCUCCUGCACGAGGGAGACGAGAUCCUGGAGAUCAACAACAUCCCCAUGCGGGGCAAGGACGUGAACGAGGUGUUUGACCUGCUGGCCGAAAUGCACGGAGUUCUGACGUUCGUCAUCAUCCCGACUCGUUUCCACAAAGCUACACAACCCAAAGAAACUGUGGUGCACAUGAAGGCCCUGUUUGACUACGACCCGCUGGACGACCCCUACAUCCCGUGCCGCGAGCUGGGCCUGUCCUUCCAGAAGGGCGACGUGCUACACAUCAUGAGCCAGGAGGACCCCAACUGGUGGCAGGCGUUCCGCGAGGGUGAGGAGGUGAACCAGCCACUGGCCGGCCUCGUACCAGGGAAAAGCUUCCAACAGCAACGGGAGGUCAUGAAGCAGACGGUGGAGGAGGAUGACAAUAUGGAGAAGUCGGGAAAGCUGUGGUGCGCCAAGAAGAACAAGAAGAAGAGGAAGAAGCUUUACGAGAUGGAUGCCGAUGAAAUCCUGACGUACGAGGAGAUGGCGCUAUACCACCAGCCUGCGAACCGCAAGAGACCCAUUGUGCUCAUCGGGCCUCCCAACUGUGGCCGCAACGAGCUACGAACGAGACUCAUGGAGAGUGACGCGGACCGUUUUGCUGCCGCAACGCCCCACACGACGCGUGGCAUGAGGGACAACGAGGUGGACGGGCGCGACUACCACUUCGUGUCGCGGCAGGCGUUUGAGGCGGACAUUGGAGUUCACAAAUUCAUUGAGCAUGGCGAGUUCGAGAAGAACCUCUACGGCACCAGCAUCGACUCGGUGCGACAAGUCAUCAACUCGGGCAAGAUCUGCGUCCUCAACCUGCACACCCAGUCGUUGAAGCUGUUAAAGAAUUCCGAUUUGAAGCCGUACAUAAUUUUUGUGGCACCGCCGUCACAAGAACGACUCCGAGCCAUGAUGGCAAAAGAAUCAAAGAACCCCAAACCAGAGGAGCUGCGAGAGGUGAUCGAAAAGGCCCGCGAGAUGGAGCAGGGCUACGGCCACUACUUCGAUGGCAUCAUCGUGAACGCCGACCUGGACAAAGCCCACCAGGAGCUGCUGCGGCAUGUCAACAAGCUGGACACUGAGCCACAGUGGGUGCCGUCCUCGUGGCUGCGCUGAGCAAGCCCUCGAGAACCCCCCCCCCACCACCCCGACUCUACCGUGGCCAGCUGUCGAUGCGUGUCAUGCGGUGUGAAUGUCUGUCGCAGUACGCUUUCACGAAAAUGCUGCUGGAAUUCGAGUUGUGCAUUGCGGUGCCUUUCAACAGCACCGGCCGUUCACUCACUCCCCCCCAUUUCCCACUGCCCAAGCUCCGCUGUUGGCCUCAACACGGCUGCUGACAGCAAAUUUCACGAGGCCGCACGAGUCUAAAUCCCGCGUAGCGUCGCAAUAUCGUUUCGUCAAUGUGAAGGGUGCUCAUGUUCAUCCUGCUCACCACGUAGAUCAGAGGAGUACCGCGCUUGGCUUCUGCGCAAGCACAGCGCUACCACGGAGGACUCUUUAAUACAAAUUUACAGAAUUUCUGAGUCGUUGGCAUACCCAGCAUUCAACCGGAUAUUGCAACGUUCGUUGAAAGCGCUGCUUGGCUUGAUAGUCAUAACUUGAUAUGAGGAUUUUUUUUUUAUCAAUUGGCUCGUGCUGUAGAGUCUGGUAGUAAUCUUGGGAUAUCAUAGGGCGAGAGAGACGUGUUUUAAUACCUUAGGCCGCGGAAUAAUCUGAACAAAUUUGUUGCGAAGCUAACCAAAUUGUUACGUGGCCUAACCCAAAAAUAUAUUAUGAAUCAUAUCGGCGGCGAAACCCUAUGUGGCAAGUUAACAUGAUCUCAAUCUUCGUGGAAUCAUCAUCAUCAUCAUCUCGUCUCCUACUUGCCGGUGCAAACGUGGGCUCUAUGCAAAAUUGGCCGCACUUAAAAUAUCAACACAAAGGCCUAUUAUUAUUUUACACCAGUACAGAUCGUAGCACCGGUGCGCGUAUCAUAUCAGCAUUUGCGUGUAUGACUUGGGCGUAGACAUCGGACCGCACCGUCGGUGUAGUUCGGUGGUGAUGCUCAGCGGCCCCGGGAGUCACCAACCCAGAGGGGCUCCGUGGCCUUGAUGGUUCCUUCAGAUCGCGUCUUGGCCGAAGCUGUUGAUGCCACCCACAUUACAACACCGAGACUGAUUUGUCAAUUUAACAUCAGCUGAGAAGCAGCUGACAUUCUCGCUUUUUUAUUAUAAUUGAUUGGAUGAUUAAACGUUGAUCAAUAUCUUUUGGACAGUAACUUGUUUAAAAAUUUGCUAUGAUGACAUAAUGCCUUACAAUUUUGAAUGGUGAAGUUAAAGGUUAUAACAUCCACUUCACAUUUGGUAUAUGAGAAUUUCUCACUGAGACCAUUAAGCAACUACAGGAAUUGAACUAACUACAAUUUAAAGUACCGGAACCGUUUCACUACCAUGAGAGGUCUUCCGUGCAGCAUUGUGCUGCCAGGAGAAUUCUGAGUGAGCACGGUUCUCUUGUACUGAUGAUCGGUAAUGGUUUUCUUGUACUGUUGAUCGGUAAUGGUCACUUGUACUGAUGAUUGGUAAUGGUUAACUGGUACUGAUGAUCGGUAGUGCGCGUUUAUACACGGUGCUCCGCUACGUUGAAACGUGGAGAUACCACGCCUUGUAGAGCCCUCAUCCUGGCAGCAAAGAUAUAUAAAUGUCCUCGUUGCUCAGACGAGCAGUGGGGCGGCACUCGUCUCCUUUGGUGGCUUUGAGCCAGUGGUGGAAAUUCCACGUUGCCCUGGAGGGGUACAGUCUCUCCAUUGGAUGAUCACAUUGCUGGGAUUCCCACAGGACUGGUGCUUAUCUUAACCCUGGGGGAUGGUCGGCUGAGUCGAGCAACGCAGACGUCAGCGUCGUGGAGAGUACAAGUAACAGAAUAACUAAACAGAAUAUGUGCCCCCUUUCCAUAUCUGUCCCUCCACAUAGAAUACAAGUAUACUUUACUUUGUAUGUAUGCAUGUUGAACUUAUGUCGCACCAUACGUAGUCAACUGUGCUAAUCGGAGCAUUCCACCAGCCGCACGGCCUUCUGGGAAUGGUUGAACUAAACGCAUAUCUCGGACCGACAUCUAACAAAGAGGGUCCUUGCCUAUAAACAUCUGGCAGUUUGAGCUUUUUUUCAAAUAAGCCCGACGACACACUGAAUGUCGAAACUGGCCCAGAGUUUACUUGUGUUGAACCAUUGCUAAAAUUCUGCGCUCCCAGGUGGAUCUGUAAAACAUUUAUAUAUUUUUGCAUAUGUGGAGGAGGCAUAUGGUUGCUUAUUGGUCUUGUCUCUUGAGUCAGCUUUGGCGAGCAUGUUGGUGGUGAUGGUGGUGGGAGUAGUGUAGCGGUUAGCGUUACGCUGCGCUACGAACCCGGCGACCCAAGUUCGAUUCUCGCUCACGGCCACCAACAACAUUGACGAUUAUCUGAACCGGUC
Messenger RNA from Petromyzon marinus (sea lamprey), 4506 nucleotides. It is a transcript of the gene PALS1, whose product is annotated as protein associated with LIN7 1, MAGUK p55 family member. NCBI's taxonomy places the organism in Eukaryota, Metazoa, Chordata, Hyperoartia, Petromyzontiformes, Petromyzontidae. Gene Ontology annotation, molecular function: protein binding. The record is from RefSeq and is a predicted model, not a curated record.